This is a messenger RNA of Trichomonas vaginalis G3, 396 nucleotides long. RefSeq lists its product as uncharacterized. Bases 1 to 396 code for a protein of 131 amino acids. The record is from RefSeq and is a predicted model, not a curated record. NCBI's taxonomy places the organism in Eukaryota, Parabasalia, Trichomonadida, Trichomonadidae. The transcript has a single exon.
AUGAAUACUUUAGCAGAACUUCUACUGGUAGAGUUUAUACUGGCAGAACUUCUACUGGUAGAGUUUAUACUGGCAGAACUUCUACUGGCAGAACUUCUACUGGUAGAGUUUAUACUGGCAGAACUUCUACUGUUUCCCUCAAAAUUGAAUACUUUAGCAGAACUUCUACUGGUAGAGUUUAUACUGGCAGAACUUCUACUGGUAGAGUUUAUACUGGCAGAACUUCUACUGGCAGAACUUCUACUGGUAGAGUUUAUACUGGCAGAACUUCUACUGGUAGAGUUUAUACUGGCAGAACUUCUACUAGUAAAGCUUCUACUGGCAGAAUUUCUACUGGUUAUAUAUGGUGUCAAUUUUUUAAAAAAUUUUGAAUUCAAUGAGUUAUAUCAAAAAUAA